This is a messenger RNA of Ricinus communis (castor bean), 1562 nucleotides long. Its product is annotated as SOSS complex subunit B homolog. Gene Ontology annotation, molecular function: DNA binding. The transcript is spliced from 2 exons. Gene Ontology annotation, biological process: double-strand break repair via homologous recombination; mitotic cell cycle checkpoint signaling; response to ionizing radiation. Gene Ontology annotation, cellular component: SOSS complex. The record is from RefSeq and is a predicted model, not a curated record. NCBI's taxonomy places the organism in Eukaryota, Viridiplantae, Streptophyta, Magnoliopsida, Malpighiales, Euphorbiaceae. The coding region runs from base 1015 to 1452 and encodes 145 amino acids.
GUAUUUCUAUUAGAAUUUGGGAUAAGUUCGUAUAAGAAUGACAACCUUUUAAAUAAAUUUGAAACAGAUUCAAAUAUCUUUUAUUUAAACAGGUUGGAAUUUGAAUAUUAUUAAAUGGACAAGGGUCCAGUGGCUAUUAUUAGAAUGGAUCAAAAUCUUUUCUUUGGGAAGAGACCGAUGAUCUUGACUUUCGAUGGUGUAGGAUUUCAUUUUCAUUUGAUUUCCAGAUUUCAAGGUGGGGUAGGAUUUGUUGAUUUUUUUUUUUUUAUUUUUAGUGAUUCUUUUGCAUAUUUUUUAGUUAAUCUUAAUUUUUUAAUUUAAUUUAAUUUUAAUAUCUUUUAAUUAUAAAUAAGUGGUUUGAUUUAGCAUUUUUUUAUUUUAAUUUCUUAAGAGAAUAAAAAAUCAAAGAGGACCAAAUGUUAUUAAAUCAUUGGUUUGAAUUUUAAAUAUGUUUAUACUGUAAUGGAAAUAUUAAGCAAUUUGGAUUUAAUUGAACUUUUUAGAAAAAACUAAAAGUUAUAUUGAGACCAAACAAAAAAUGAGAGUUUAAUUGUUCUUUCCCAAGGCUUUUUAUACCUUUUGCCUUUUAUUUUGUUUGUUAAGAUUAUAAAAAAUAAAAAAUUUCCUAGUCUUCGUGGUUUGUUUUCUUACAAAAAUCUAAAAAAUUAAAAUUAAAAUCAGAGUCUUCACAGCUUUGCCUUUUUAAAACUAAAAAUUAAAAUCAGGAGACAUAGAAUUACAUGGUGAUUUAUACGGGAUUAUUACAAGUUUCUUUCUCCCAUAUAGAGUUUGCUUCGCAUUAAAGUCUCUGAUUGCUUUUCUUCUUAGAUUAAAUAAAACCCUAAUAGUAGUGACCUGAAGCUGCGAAGAGAGAAGUUUAUUUGUAAAAGUAUUUCAGACAACCUCAAGGCUGGUUGCCGUCUAUCAAACCCAACAAUGGUGUUCGUAAAAAUGAUUGGACUGGAAUUAUAGAACAAUCGUUCCGAUUAUAUGGGUUGAAAACGGUUACCGAUAAUGUAUGUGCAUGGAGGAGGAAGCAUGACAUAUCUAAAAGACAUAGUACCAUCAGCUCAAACCAACAUAAACACACAGUUGAUACUUUUGGACAAAGGCAGGAUAACAAUGGAAGGGCAAAACAAGACAUGCUUGGCCUUGGCGGCUGAUGAGACAGCAGCCGUUCACUUCCAGUUGUGGGGCGAGGAGUGUGAUGCUUUUGAGCCUGGAGACAUUAUUCGCUUAGCCAAUGGUAUUUUCUCAUACAAUAGGAACAAUCUUGUUUUGAGGGCAGGGAAAAGAGGGUCCAUAGAGAAAGUCGGAGAAUUUACUAUGGCAUUUGUGGAGACACCUAAUAUGAGUGAGAUUCGUUGGGUUCCUGACCCUAAUAAUUCUAAGAAAUACGUGCAAGAGGCUGUUAUUUCUACCCAUUCCCGUAUUUUUCCUCGGUUAGAUUAAAUGGUAUAGCGAGCUAUUGAGUAUCUUUCUUUCGAUUUGAUCUUGAUUCAAGCACAUUGUUGAUGCUCAUCUUAAUGUGUAGUGCAGUGAUAUGGUUUUGUUUCUGUCAA